AUGCGGUGGCGGCUGCCGGGCGCCAGUUCGACACUCCCCGCCAGUGUCGCACUCCUCCUUCUGCCAGCCCUGGUCGCUCCGCAGCAGCAUCCAGAUGUCCAUGACUCUGUCUCUCGGGUCUCUGUGCCACUAGCACAAGAGUCCCCAAUUCGAAAUGUAGCCCAUGUGGCUGCACCAUACAUCGUGAAACCCAACGAUGCGAGCGCCCUUGCGACUCUGGCUCUGGCAGGCUCCGGCCGUGCCGUUCGAGCCCCUCCUGUCCAGGCCAGCAGCACCACUGCUGGUCUGGCUUCGCAGCUUCACGCGCGGUCCCUUCAGGACUGGGAGGUUGAGGAUUUUGUGCUACUGGCGACCGUCGACGGAACUAUUCACGCCCGUGAUCGCAAGACCGGGGCUGCCCGUUGGGCCCUUGAGGUCCCGAGCAGCCCUGUGGUCGAAAGCAUCUACCACCGAGCGAACCGUUCCAGCUUUGACGAUACAGAGCCCGAAGAUGAUUUUCUCUGGAUCGUCGAACCCAGCCAAGAUGGCAGCCUUUACAUCUACAGCCCCGCUCCAGAUUCCGGCCUGCAAAAGCUCGGCUUGACCGUCAAGCAGCUUGUCGACGAAACCCCCUAUUCAGGCACCGAGCCUGCCGUGACCUACACUGCCCGGAAGGAAACCACAUUGUACACCAUUGAUGCUCGGACGGGCAGCAUUCUGCGGGUGUUCAGUUCCCGCGGCCCAAUUACCGCUGCACCCGAAUGUCGGAAGGUGAACGGAGAAGAUUCAGACUCUGAAGAGUGUGAGUCGACCUCCGGCACUUUAGUUCUUGGUCGGGUGGAAUAUGCCGUCGCCAUACAAAACACGGAGACUGGGGAUCCAAUUUGCACCUUGAAAUACUCCGAGUGGGCACCGAACAACCGUGAUAUGGACCUGCAGAGCCAAUACUACAGGACAAUGGACCAAAGCCACAUUUACAGUAUGCAUGAUGGUGUUGUUCUGGGAUUCGACCACUCGCGCAUGGAUCGGCCUCGGUACACCCAACGCUUUUCAUCCCCCGUGGCACGGGUCUUUGAUGUGGUUCGUCCUGCCAACAAAGAUGCGCCAGACGGGUCAACUCCGCUAGUGCUCCUGUCACAACCAUUACAGCCACCGGACCCCGACUAUGGACCGCUCGACGAUGAACGAGACAUGCGUGUAUUCAUCGAUUGCACCGAGGCAGGUGGAUGGUAUGCCUUUUCAGAGGAAACCUAUCCCCUGGCCACCGGUCGGGCCCCAAUGGCGCAAUGCUAUGACAAAGACUUCUUCCGCCGGGGACAGGCGCUCAUGAGCCUCACUGCACGUCAGCAGCGAAAUGCAUUGGCGGGCGUUCAUUCUCUCACUGGCCCUCGUAUCAUUCGAUCGCCUAUUCCCAAAAUUGCUGGCUCAUCCACCUUCGAACUCUCGAACGACACACCCCGCGAUAUUCUGCGCAGUCCUUCUGAGCUGGCGUUACCUCCCGCGCUCCGAAAUAGCGCCAUCAUUCGAAAGAGCUGGGACAAUGCGUUGGAUAUCGUCGUGACCUUGAUUUUACUGUUCAUCUGCACGUUCAUAUACUUCAAUUCGCAUCAUCUACGCGAUCUAGCCAAGCAGAAAUUGGACAUCAAGAACAUCAUCAACUCGAAUGAUAAGCCUGCUCUAUCGGCCCCAUCUACCCCUCAUGUCGGCAGUGCUCCGGAUAUUAAACGUUCAUCUACGCCAACCCAACAAGUUCCCAAUGUGACUGUUGAUUUGGAUUUGGACGACCCGACCCUAGAUGGAGCAACGACCCCCAUCCGUGAGCCAUCUCGUGGUCCUGAUGACGAGGACGCCGAUGAGGCUGGAAAGCCCAAGAAGAAGUCCCGUGCUCGUGGAUCUCGCGGAGGAAAAUCACACCGCCGUCGCAAGAAGCCUGGCAGUGAAAAUGAUGGCCCUGAGGGGGCGGACCAGGCCGUGGAGCAAGUCAACCGGCUGGCGACCCAACCCCGACUUGAGGCAUCUGUCCAGAUGACCCGGUCGGUCUCGAAUGAGAUCAUGGAAAUGGAUGGUGUUAUUCGCAUUGGUCGGCUUCAAGUUUUCACAGACAUUGUGCUGGGACAUGGCAGUCAUGGAACCGUGGUUUUCCGCGGCUCGUUCGAUGGUCGAGAUGUAGCCGUCAAGCGUAUGUUGAUGGAAUUCUAUGACAUUGCAUCCCACGAGGUAGGCCUGUUGCAGGAAAGUGAUGACCACCACAAUGUGAUUCGAUACUUCUGCCGUGAGCAAGCCACCGGGUUCCUGUACAUUGGCCUCGAGCUUUGUCCUGCAUCCCUGCAGGAUGUGAUUGAGCGUCCUGUCAACUACCCGGAACUUGUUCAAACCGGCUUAGAUCUACCUGAUGUGCUACGACAGAUCACCCAGGGUGUCCGCUAUCUACAUUCUUUGAAGAUCGUCCAUCGUGAUUUGAAGCCUCAGAACAUUCUUGUCGCUAUGCCGCGUGGCCGCACUGUAUCAAAGACAUUGCGACUACUGAUCUCCGAUUUUGGUCUGUGCAAGAAACUGGAAGACAAUCAAAGCUCGUUCCGGGCCACCACUGCCCACGCCGCUGGAACUUCUGGCUGGCGUGCCCCUGAGCUUCUAGUAGAUGAUGACGGUCCCAUGUCUCUUGCAUCACAGCACACUGAAUCCUCUGAACCUGCCGUGGUAGACCCACAAACAAAUCGCCGUGCUACUCGGGCUAUCGACAUUUUCUCGCUGGGUUGUGUGUUCUACUACGUCUUGACACGAGGCAGCCACCCGUUCGACAAGAACGGCAAAUUCAUGCGCGAGGCGAACAUUGUCAAGGGUCAAUUCGAUUUGGAAGAAUUGAACCGCUUGGGUGACUAUGCUUUCGAAGCCGACGAUCUCAUCCGCUCGAUGUUGGCUUUGGACCCCCGACAACGUUUCCUCUGCGAUGUGUCAGACCACUUCGAAUUCGAGCCCCGCGAUCCUCCGUCUGACUCUCUUCUCUGCUUGGAGUCAGUGUCUCUACGUGUAAUGGGCCCUGAAAUGGAUUUCUUACGCUCACUACCACGAGACUUCAAAGACAAUCUCGGCAAGCAGCGGAAGUACACUGGGUCGCGGAUGCUGGAUCUCCUGCGGGCUCUUCGUAACAAGCGCAAUCACUACAAUGAUAUGCCUGAUCACCUCAAGGACAAUAUCGGUGGACUGCCUGAAGGAUAUCUCAAUUUCUGGACAUACAGAUUCCCAAGCUUGUUGAUGAGCUGCCACUCUGUGAUUGUUGAGUUGGAUUUAACUCGCAAUGAUCGCUUCCGGAGGUAUUUUGUGCCCCCAGAAUAG
Messenger RNA from Penicillium paradoxum, 3312 nucleotides. RefSeq names its product bifunctional endoribonuclease/protein kinase IRE1 (gene ireA). The record is from RefSeq and is a predicted model, not a curated record. Gene Ontology annotation, biological process: protein phosphorylation; IRE1-mediated unfolded protein response; intrinsic apoptotic signaling pathway in response to endoplasmic reticulum stress. The coding region runs from base 1 to 3312 and encodes 1103 amino acids. The transcript is spliced from 3 exons. Gene Ontology annotation, molecular function: ATP binding; protein serine/threonine kinase activity; RNA endonuclease activity. NCBI's taxonomy places the organism in Eukaryota, Fungi, Ascomycota, Eurotiomycetes, Eurotiales, Aspergillaceae. Gene Ontology annotation, cellular component: IRE1-TRAF2-ASK1 complex.